This is a messenger RNA of Felis catus (domestic cat), 7087 nucleotides long. RefSeq names its product ras homolog family member H (gene RHOH). Gene Ontology annotation, molecular function: GTP binding; GTPase activity. Lineage: Eukaryota; Metazoa; Chordata; Mammalia; Carnivora; Felidae. Gene Ontology annotation, biological process: small GTPase-mediated signal transduction. Bases 5878 to 6453 code for a protein of 191 amino acids. The transcript is spliced from 3 exons. The record is from RefSeq and is a predicted model, not a curated record.
AGCUAGAUUAUAUUUGGAGUUAAAAACACGUUGUGAACAGAGGGUAGUGAUUUUGGUUUUCUUUUGUAGUUUGUUAAACCGUGUCAGGAGGAUAUUGUAAACGUUUCUAAAAGCGCUUUGACUAAUGCCUGCAAUGUCGGAAAAGUGCAUCAACUACCAAGUGACUGCUUUGCAGGAUAAUGGUCAUUUGACUACAUUAGCUCUGUUCCAACAGUUAAAAGAAAAAAAAAGUACCAUAACUGUAGAGCCACAGCUUGAAUGAUUACUUUGGGUGCUAUCAUCUUCUUCAACAAGACCCUGCAUUGUUAUGAAUUAUGGCUUUGCAAUAAAAAGAACCAGGAUGUAAAUGUUUGCUAGAUAAACACAGUUACACAGGGCAAACAGACCAGGAUAAAAAUGGCAGUUGAGAAUCCGGAGAACCUAAUAUUCACUAACACAAAAAGCAGCAUGUUGCAUUAAAACAGGUAAAGAGAAGAUAGAUGGUGGGAAGAACGGCAGGGGAAAUGAUAGUCUUUAUGGUUAUGGCAAUAAGAGAGAAGCUAGAAGAUGUUUGAAACGAUAUUCUUAUCUGGUUAAGGUGGCUGUUGUUUAUAACGAGUUAAAAUGUGCAAGGAAGAAAUUGUUCAUGUGAUUUCUAGCCUGUGGCGUUCCUAAGAUAUUUUAAUAUGUAGAAUUUUAAAGGGUAUUUUCUAUGAAUGUAUUUUACACUGAUGUAUUAUACAUCAGAAUUAACCUCUUUAUUUUAUGAAGGGCUAACAUUUUGCAAUCCCCAUCAUGAAAUCUCUCAAUCAGAAGGAUAUGUGUUUUGGUUUAAUACAGUUAUCACGCAGUGGGGAGCUGGGUAAAAAUAAUUACGGUAUGACCAAUGCCCUGGGUUUCAAAGCAUUCAGACAAGGUUUUAGUACCUAUAUCCAUCUUCAGAACCCACUGAAAUAUUUUAUCUUAUUAGGUGGCAUAUCACAGAUGAGGGUCUGUGUAAACAUUAAAAGCUACCCACUAAAUCUAAAUCAUUUCAGUUAAUAAGCUAAUAGUAAGAAGAAGGAGAGGCAUCUUACUAACCAAGGGCAGAAAUAGUUUAGUAAAUGAUUGAUAUCGCAAGGUCUCCAAGAUUUUACUAUACAUUACGAUUACCAUUGUCAUUAAGAGUCCUCUUGGGAAUAAAUGGCAAAACGUGUUUGCAAUGGGCAAGAAUACCACUUAUGCCUGAGUUCAGGGUAUACAGACAUUUGUCUUAUUAUUUAAAAAUCCUCAAUAAAAGAGGCCCUUGUUCUUAGGAGACUGUUAAAGAGAAAAUAAGCUGUUCUUCUGCCAUAUCAGAGGGCAUUUCAAAUGAAGGUGUUUUGAGAAAGCAAGUCUUGACCUUAAGCGGAUUGUGUUUGCCUGGGAAUCUCAGAGGAGGGGUACCCAAGAGAGGAAAAAUGGACCUGUGGCCUGGGGGCUCUGGCUGAAUCUCCCUCCCCUCAGCGGCCCAGCUCUCUCUAUUGGGACACGGUGGCGUAAAGAGCCAGGACAGCUGGAUGGGGUAAAACUUUCAUCACCUUUUCAUAGGCCAUAGAGUUUCAUUUAGCCAGCUGAGGUCUCCUUGUCUGUAAAACAUAUUUUAAAAUGUUUACCACAUAGAGUCAUCGUGAGGAUUAGAUGAGAGAAUCAGUCUAUCGUUCAGCAAAUGGUUCUCGCAUGACUUUUCAGUGCCUAAGAUACACCAGUGUGCAAGGCCAGGCCAUAGGGCUCAAGGGCCUCUGUACUAGACUUUAUAAGACUGUUGGUGAGGGCUCUGGCAAUGUCAACAUGGGUGGUACAGGAGCUCAUGGGAGGUGGGUUCCUGGAAUAUGGCUUAUAAUAGGGUCUGUUCCCUGCUAGGAGGCCCAUACCCAUAGCUGAAUUCCCCAGGAUUUCCCCCACCUUGGGCCCAAGGCAUCAGAACUGACGCCCUGAGAGGUUUGGAUGUGUGUGUGUCUGUGGAUGUGUGGUAUAUAUGUGUAGUUUAAGUCAUUUGCUUCCACCCCCAACAGUAUCCCUGUCUAUUAACAGAAUGAGGGGGAGAAAGAGAGAAAAAGAGAGAUUGGGACAGAACCAAAAAGAGAGAUUUCCAGGAAAGGAAGAAAGUUAGAUAGCUCUCCCCAACCCCCUCCCACCCUUACCAUGAAAAUACCGUCUGGGAUUAAACUCGAUGUGAAGAUUAGAGGUGUGGGAGAGACAUUAGGAGAAACUGUUUCUCACGUCAAGAACAGGAGGAAGCAGAAAGCCUAUAUGAGAACACCGGAAACGACAAAUUACACACACAGAGUGAGCCAGUCCAUCAGAAGAAGAGGGGUCAGCCAGGGAGCCAAGCGGGAAAGGGCAGUCUUGCAGCCAGACCCAGCAAUGCCCUUCCCAGCACCGUCCAGGAUGCGACGGGAGUGCUUGGACCCUCAGACACACCCCACGUGGCCUGACCCUGGGAGUAUGCGUGCCCUUUUGUGGAAAAAUGCACAAGGCCUGAGGCCUCAUGCUUAUGGCACCUCUUGCUUUGUGUCUCAAAGGGCAGAGUCUUGCCUCACCUUCUCCUGCAGGUGGAGGGGGGUUGUCCAUGCAGGCCACUGUCCCUGCCCGACUCCUCCACUUUCUCAAAGGAAAUGGGGACACAGAAAACCCCUAGGUCUCUUGCUGCAAGUAUGACCAAUUUUGAAGUCACUGCUGCCCUGAUUCUUUUAGAAGCUUGGAUGAGAAAACUCUUCUAUCCCCAAUUUUCUGAAGGAAAUCUGAAAUUGAUCUUCUCUCUGCACUAAUUUGGCACCUCAUAGCAGUGCCCGGGGAUAGCGCACCCUGUAUUAACCACCCCCUUCCGGCACACCCUCCCCUACUUGCACCCUGGGAUUGCUUUUAGUCAAGUGUUUCAGGAGAUGAAAUCAGCCUGCACUGAGAAGCAAUGUAAGGAACCACCUUGCAAAACUUGUCACUGGCUGUGUUUAGCAUAAAGACGGUGUUUCAUUUCAGCCGUUAUGUCCUCUCUAUGAGAAUUCAGGGGCUGCGUUUCUCUUUAGUCUCAGAAAUAGUCAUUUUUAUUGAGGGGCACUCAAUUUUUUAUGUGGAAGAAUUUAUUUCAUAUGGUUGCUUAAAAGCUUAGCACCACAUGGCAUAUCUUUUCUGUAUCAACCUCACCUCUGGUUUUAGAAUCUUUGUCUUCAUUUCUCUUGGCCUCAUCUUUUCAUUUCUUGUGUUCAAUUGGUUUUAUCUUGCUAAGGUAUAUGUAUCCUUACAAGCUGCCCUAAAUCUUUCGAUGAACAAAACCAGAGGUAAAUAACUAAGGUAUCCACAAGUUAUAUGUUCUACUUAUCUAAUAAUAUCAUGGCGGUGAUCUGGCUUUCCACGGAGAAUUUUCUAGAAGGAGAUAAUAUACUCAUCAGAGAGCUCAAGGAUCUCACCCGGCAGAUUGAGUUCUUAGUGCACAUUAAUAAAUGGACACUUGUGUUCAUGUAAGGGUCUCUUAUGGGCUUAGUGAUGGUGUGUCCCUCUCUGAGAAUGCCCGUCUUGCACUGUUUAUUCCUGCCACUGCUGAACACUAGACAUAUUAAUCCUCUUCCACUCCCUUGAACACAGCAAACUCUUUCCUUCAUCAGGGACUUUGCACAUAUAAAUUAUCUCUGCUCGGAAUGUCCUUCCUCCUUUUCUCUCCACACCCCUCUUUCUCAUCAUUAGAGCAGUAGCGGCACAUUAGAAUGAUUGAGGGUGUGUGUGUGUGUGUGUGUGUGUGUGUGUGUCUUAUUAAUACCCAGUCUCCAAAUAAGACAAAUUAAACUGAAAUCUCCAGGGGUGGAGCCUAGGUACUGGUAUUUUUUAAAAGCUUCUCAGAUGAUUCUAAUUUUUAGCCAGGACGGAGAAUCACGGCUGUAGGUCUCAGCUUAAAUGUUAGCUUCUUACAGAGGCCCUCCUUGGCCACCUCUAGGACACAGACAUUGUCACGCUCUCCAGCUCACCUUCUUCCCUGAUUCCUUUGUAAUAAUCACUACAAUUUGUAACUGUUGCAUAUAUUUGAAUGUUUUUGUCCCUCAUCCUCCACCCCUCAAUUAAGACAUAGGUGCUGUGAGGACAGAAAAUAUAUCUGUCUUGGUCUUUGUGCUUUUCUUCUUGGUCUUUGUACAGUGUCAGGUGCAUAACAGGAUUCUGAGUCUACAGUGAUGAGAAUGACCCUCAAAUAAUACUACUGUUCUGUGGGGACUCCUGGAAGCCAGUGAGGCUCCCUGGAAUAUUAUGAGAGAAUCCAUAUCGAUGCUCAGUGGCUAUUUUACUGCCAAAAUGGUUCCACACACUUUCCUCUUCCCUGACCCCUGUGUGCCAGGAUUUUUUCAAGUGAGAUCUAUAAAUAAAUCCUCAUUUGGAGCAUCUCUUUUAUGUCUGUGUCCUCCUUUAUUUGAUUUUGACCAUUGUGAGUGAGAGAUUCCAACUUGUUCAUCUUUGUGUUCCCACCCUAUUCCAGCACCCGGCACUGAAUCUUACACAUAGUGGGGCUCCAUAGCUAUUUGUUGACUUGAAUGGAGUUGACUUUAUCUUUAUGGCAUGUAGAUAUUCUGACCAAGAUUUCACCCUGGACAGUAGCAUUUAUGACUAUCCAGAUAUUUGAGGCAUGGGGGAUCGUGAGCACAUCAUGAAAGUUAAAUUUGUUGGUCUAGGCAACUUCACCAUAAUCUAAAUGCAGAUGGUCUCUACACCUGGAUUGCACAGAAGGACAAAACAAGUAAAUUUGUGUUUGGAGGCAGAUAAUGAAACUGUGAGGAGUCUGAAAACAACUCAGUCACCUACCUCAUAACACAGGUGCUGGUCCAAAAAAGGAUAAAUUCAUUGUGGGGCUGCUUGAGCUUUCGAUAUGGCUGGGUCAGUUCUUUCUAAAUUAUUAUUUGAUAGUUAUUAAUAAAUCAAAGCAAACAAUCCACCUACUGUUUUCCCUCCACAGUUAGUAUGUUCACCAAGUUGACGUUUAUGUUCUAAGGUACUUUUUUCCUAAGCUUAAAUUAACUAAGACCGGUUAGAGGAGUGGACAUUUUUUUCUCCUUUCUUCUGCUUUAUUUCAUUUCCUUAAGGAAUCAUCUUGGUUUUUCACUCUUCCUUUCCUCAGUUUUACGUAGGUGUUGUGUUGGUGGGAAAUGGAAAAGCCUCUUAUCUGGGAAAUUUUUCAUAUUGUCAUGGAGAAAAAUGCAUGUGCGCGCACGUGCGCACGCGCGCACUCACACACACGCUCAUAAACCCACACAAAUGAAAUCCCCUCUUCAGAGGAGCCAGCUACAGGAAAUUGACUUAUGCACAGGAACUUGCUAAUCUCUAUUGUCACAUUCGGAUUGUUCCUGCCACCUCAGUCACCACGCACACUAAAUCCAUCCAUCUUGGGUUGGAUUCUCUACCAGCUCAACUCUUACAGUUUUGGUUCUUCCAGUGUGAAUCAGCUAUAUCCUUGGGGAGGAAGGAAAAGUUAAUCCCAGAGGAAUUUAUAACAGCGCUUGGGCAGCUUUUGCUUUUACUUACCUGCACUGAACAAAUUAACUUCCGGAGUCAGUCAUUUUGGUGUCAAGAAAUUUCUUUGGCAUUCUACAACAGUUCCCGAAGUGGCUGGGGUCCGUUAGAAGCCGAAGCUGCUGUCUGCUGCCUUCUCCACUUCUUGGAGCAGAAGCCAAGAGAGAGCUGUUUGAAGACGCCACAUUCACACAUCAGUUGAAGACUAGCCGUUGAAGGUUUUCAACGUAGAUUGUGUCUCCCUCGGAUGGACGAGGAGAAUUGCUGUCAGGGGUCCUGAGAAACACCAUCUGGUUUUCAUUCCUUGUGUUGAAUGGCAUUUGCUUCAGCAGCCCACUGAGGGCCCUUUUACUUGGGAUUCUGAACUUGUAACCCAGAAUCCAGGCUGGGAAGAUGCUGAGUUCCAUCAAGUGUGUGUUGGUGGGAGAUUCUGCUGUGGGGAAAACUUCUCUGCUGGUGCGCUUCACUUCAGAGACCUUCCCGGAGGCCUACAAGCCCACGGUGUAUGAGAACACAGGUGUGGACGUCUUCAUGGAUGGCAUCCAGAUAAGCCUGGGCCUUUGGGACACAGCGGGCAACGAUGCCUUCAGAAGCAUCCGUCCCCUGUCCUACCAGCAGGCAGACGUGGUGCUGAUGUGCUAUUCUGUAGCCAACCAUACCUCUUUCCUGAACCUGAAGAACAAGUGGAUUGGUGAAAUCAGGAGCAACUUGCCCUGCACACCUGUGCUGGUGGUGGCUACUCAGACUGACCAGCGAGAGAUGGGGCCCCACAGGGCCUCCUGCGUCAAUGCCAUAGAAGGAAAGAAACUGGCCCAGGAAGUGAGAGCAAAGGGCUAUCUAGAGUGCUCAGCCCUUAGCAACCGAGGGGUUCAGCAGGUAUUUGAGUGUGCCGUCCGAACUGCUGUCAACCAAGCCAGGAGACGCAACAGAAGGAGGUUCUUCUCCAUUAAUGAGUGCAAGAUUUUCUAACUUCCCGGAGACUUCGCCCAUACUCAUUUACUCACCCCAAAGACUAAAGGGACAGGGAGAGCAGGCAAGCCGGCAAGGACUGAUGCUCUUUCUAGAUACAUACUGCACAGCACUUCCUUUCGGAUACAGUUGUUGAUGAGACUUGGCCACUGGCUGUUUUUAUGAAAUACACUCUAGAAAUGGACCGCUUGCCCAGUCCAAAUAGAAGGUCCUAUAAUGAAGACUCUAUCUUCGAUUAAAAAGCCAAAAUAGCCUCCAUAAUUUUGGACAAUGAAGUGAGUUUUUCAAAGAAUUCCAUAUUUAAAGACACAUUCUAUUUAAAUAAUAGUAAAAUGUAUAUCUCUUGUAUAUAAUUAGUUUUUACGUUUGGAAAGUCUUUCCCUACGUGCUCCCACACACAAUUGUAACCCUAUGGGGCUCUGCCAAAGGUCUGUAGUGUUUUCACCUGAAGUAGUAAUUUUGUUAACACCACUUGCCUUCUGGAUAUUACCAGGUAAUCAAAUUUUGAAGUGACCAUAGCCUUAUCCUUGCGAUUAAUUUUCCAUCCACCUGUUACUCAGCGUUGUGUAUAAAAUACAGUUCAAUAACAUAAGAUUCUUCAAUACUGCCUAAUUAAAAAUUAACAUUUGAAGUA